Messenger RNA from Lutzomyia longipalpis, 3297 nucleotides. RefSeq lists its product as uncharacterized. The transcript is spliced from 7 exons. The record is from RefSeq and is a predicted model, not a curated record. NCBI's taxonomy places the organism in Eukaryota, Metazoa, Arthropoda, Insecta, Diptera, Psychodidae. The coding region runs from base 87 to 3155 and encodes 1022 amino acids. Gene Ontology annotation, molecular function: metal ion binding.
UUGAACUGUCAAUUCUGUCAAUCGCGCAUUGCCAGAUUUUUAGGGAAACCGGUAAAAGAUUUGCAAUUUGUGAGAUUCUUUUGGCGAUGGCAUCAUUCAAAUUGGUUUCCUCCACGAAGGCCAAUGGGAAGAUCCCGGUGCAUAAGUACAGGAGUGAAAUUACUGGCCUAACGCUGAUCCUUGCAGAGGUGGAGGGUCCUGUGGUUAAUGGUUACUUCGCACUAGCCACCGAGGCCAAUGACGACGAUGGGCUGCCGCACACGUUGGAGCAUCUCAUUUUCCUCGGCUCUGAGCUGUAUCCCUACAAGGGAGUUCUGGAUCUUCUGGCCAAUCGUUGCUUGGCAUCCGGGACGAAUGCAUGGACCGAUACGGAUCACACGUGCUACACUAUGACCACGGCAGGAUCUGAUGGUUUCCUGGAGCUCCUGCCCAUCUUCCUGGAUCACAUUCUCUAUCCCACACUCUCCGAUGCUGGCUUCAUCACUGAGGUCCAUCACAUCUCGGGCGAUGGUGAGGACGGUGGGGUGGUUUACUGCGAAAUGCAGGGCCGAGAGAAUUCCGGGGAGAGCAAGGGGCAGCUCCAGAUGCUACGAAGUGUUUACCCGAAUUGUGGGUAUUCCGCUGAAACGGGUGGCAUUAUGCACAACCUCCGAACGAGCACAACGAAUAAGAAAGUCAGGGACUACCAUGCAGCCUUCUAUCGUCCUGAAAAUCUCGCCAUCAUCGUCACGGGGCAGGUGUCCAUUGACGCUCUCUUGCGGGUUCUCAAGCCUGUCGAGGAGAGGAUCCUCAAGAAGGGCAAACGACCACCUUUUCAGCGACCCUGGCAGACACCUGUUGCACCCCUUGCCCAGUCUCAGGAUAUAAAGGUCCUUUAUCCAUCCGAUGAGGAAGACUGUGGAUUGGUUUUCAUUGCCUAUCGCGGUCCAAAGUGCACCACGGAGCAUACAACCCUCACUGCAUGCUCUGUCCUAAUGCGCUACCUUUCAGACACAAGCGUGAGCCCCCUUCAGAGGGAUCUCCUUGAAAUUGAUGAUCCCUACGCGAGUAAAGUCAGCUACAACAUUGGCGAGAAUUCCGAGACAGUUCUCAAUUUUAUCUACCACAACGUACCGCUGCAUUUUGUCGAUGAUGUCAAGAAGAAGCAUCAGGAGGUGCUGGAGAAGAUUGCCAGUGGCGAGGAAAAGAUUGACAUGACCCGCAUGAGGAAUAUCAUUGAGAAGAAUAUCCUUGAAUCGUGGAGUUGUUUGGAGGAUAAUCCGCACGAAGCGAUUGCUUUCCUCGUCAUUGGGGACGUUCUCUACGGGAGUACAGCUGAGGAUUUUGAGCUGAGACUCAAUACAAAUAUUGAGUAUGAGAGUUUCAAGGAGAAGGACGAGGGAUUCUGGAUUGAUUUGCUGAAGAAGUACUUUGUCGACACGAAAAUUAUCCUCGUGAAGGCAGUUCCGAGUAUUGAGGAGCAACAGCGUAUGUCCAAGGAGGAAAUUGAGCGUAUUGAGCGUCAAAGGGCUGAUUUGGGUGUUGAGGGGAUGAAUACGAAGGGGGAUGAGCUGGCUGAGGCAAUGGCACAAAAUGAGAUUCCCCCGCCGACGGAAAUGCUGACACAGGUCCCAAUUCCCGGAACGGAUGCCAUUAAAUUUCAUCCUGUUAAGGUUUAUCGAUCUGGCGGGAAGGAUAACAAUACGACAGGUUUCGACGUUGAUAACUUACCUGUCUAUGCUGAAGCCUACGAUAUGCACACGAAUUUCGUUUAUAUGAUCGUUACCUUAAAUACGGAUUGUCUCAAGCCUGAUCUUCGACCUUAUUUGCUGCUCUUUAUCGAUCUCCUUAUGGAGUCACCAAUUCGUCGGGAUGGUGUUCUCAUACCCUAUGAGCAGGUUGUAGCUGCUCUUGAGUCUGAUGUGAUUUGCUCAUCAAUUGCUCUUGGUUUGGAGUCAAAGAGUCGCUUCUCCUGCGGUCCCUUCUCCCACACACUAACCAUGUCCCUUCAGGUUGAGCCGCAAAAGUACACAAAGGGGGUGAAGUGGAUUAAGGAACUUCUGCACAAUACGGAGUUUACAGUUGAGAGAAUUCGCGUGUGUGUGGCGAAGAUGAUAAAUGAUGUGGCACAGGCGAAGCGAAAGGGCAACUCAGUUGUUCAUGAUCUCCUCAAAGCCCUCUUCUACAAUCGCGAGAGCAACGUCCAGCUAAGCUCAAUGCUGCGUCAACACAAAUUCCUCACUGGGCUCCUUGAGCGUAUGGACACAUCCGAGGGGGCGGCUGCAGUUGUGGAUGAUCUCAAUUGGGUAAGGUACGAGAUAACGCGCGCAAAGAACAUUGCAAUUCACGUUGCGGCCGAUUGGAUGCGUCUUGCGGAGAUUGCACCGGAUCUAAAUGAUCCGUGGAAGGAGAUUGCUCGUUUGGGGGAUAACGUUCAGGAGCGCAAGUUGACCGUUGUUAAUGAUUGGACUUUGAUGGAUGUUGUGUCACAAUUGCCGGAUGGUACGGUGGGAACAGUUGUGGGAUUGGGAUGCGUCGAGGGGGCGUACUUCAUUCAAGCCGCUCCGGCUAUUCGGGACUUUAUGGAUCCGGACUUGCCGGCUCUUUUGCUCUUUCUGCAGUACUUAACGCAACUCGAGGGACCACUUUGGCGUCAAAUUCGCGGGCAGGGGCUCGCCUAUGGGUACACAAUAAUCCCACGCCCCCAUGAAGGGCUCAUCUAUCUCACCUUCUAUCGCAGCACCAACGUCAUGGCGGCCUACAAGGAAACCAAAGCCAUUGUUGAGCGUCAAAUCUACGGGAAUGACGUUGACGAGGAGUCCCAAUCACGUUGGGAGCCAACUCUCCUUGAAUCAGCACGUAGCUCCCUCAUUUUUGAGCUGAUUGAUCGUGAGAAGAGUCUUGGGGAUAUUGUGUCGCAAUGCUUGCUGUCAAGCUUCAAGAAUAUCUCCAUUGAUUACAAUAGAAUGAUUGUGGAUAAAAUUGGAAGCAUUACGGAGGAAGAACUCAGUGAAGUUGGUCAGAAGUACGUGGAGUCUCUGUUCUCGUCCAAAGCAAAGACAGCCAUUGUUUGCCAUCCGGACCGCUCUUCCGACAUUGCUGCUGCAUUUGAGCAAAUGGGGCAUCCGUUGUCGGUGAAAGUACUCGAAGACAGCGUUCUAGCACACUCCUGCUAAACUAGUUCGAUGCAUUCCAACUUUAAAUGCACUUAAUUAUGGAGAAAAAACUAUUAAUUUAAUGUUCUGCAUGAUCACAAAUCACAAAAGUAACGACUUCGACUUCACCGUAUCUUUCAAUAAAAUUUUUCUUUCUCUGCAA